AUGGAUGCCAUUACCCUCUCAUCACACUUCUUUUUUCAACAGUGGGAUUUCAAAUCAUACAAAGAGAUGGGAAAGGGUCAAAAUCAAAAUGGGAAGAGAAGGCAAGAAGAAGAGAAGGGAAAGGGAAAAAAAGAAGAACAGAAAAAGAUAACAGAAGUUGUGGUUAAAGUUUAUAUGCAUUGUGAAGGCUGCAAACAUAAACUCUCUAAAUGCUUGAAAGCUUCUCGCCAUGGUGUGGAGGAAGUGGCAGCUGAUAUGGAAAAUAAAAAAGUAGUAAUAAAAGGAAACGAUCUAAACCCAGAGAGAAUAAUGGAAGAAAUUAAGAAAAAAUACUCAAAAAAUGUGGAACUUAUUUCUCCUAAGGAACUGCCUGAUACUUCCAAACAAAACAAACCUGAACCUAAAAAGGAAGAGGUUCAAAUGAAGACAGUGGAACUAAAAAUGAAUAUGCAUUGUGAAGGCUGUGAAAACGACAUCAAACAAACCAUUGGGAAAAUGGAAGGAGUAAUGAGAGUGGAAACAGAUAGAGAGAGUUCAAAAGUGAUAGUGAAGGGAAUGAUUGAUCCUCCAAAGCUAAUGGAAUGCAUUAAAAAGAGAAUGGGAAAGAAGGUUGAGAUUUUUAAUAAGAAAUCUGAAGACAAAUCAAGCAACAACAAAGAUUCAAAUGUUCAACACAAGUUGGAUCAUUUUACAUUUAAAUAUCCUCCUCAAUAUUCCUUGCUUCAUAUUUACCCCAAUCAAACUUUUAGUGAUGAUAAUGUAUUUUCAUGUUCUAUUAUGUAA
Cucumis sativus (cucumber) is the source of this 783-nucleotide messenger RNA. RefSeq names its product heavy metal-associated isoprenylated plant protein 8. The record is from RefSeq and is a predicted model, not a curated record. The transcript has 5 exons. Gene Ontology annotation, molecular function: metal ion binding. Lineage: Eukaryota; Viridiplantae; Streptophyta; Magnoliopsida; Cucurbitales; Cucurbitaceae. The coding region runs from base 1 to 783 and encodes 260 amino acids.